GGGCGGAAGAGCCGCCCUAGGAGCGGAGUCCGGGCCGCGCGGGAUGUCGGCUGGUCCUCCCUGCCGCCUGGGGACGCCUCCUCCGCGGGCGGGGGCGGGGCCGGAGGGAGCCGGGCGCGAGGGGGAAGCCGAGGAGGAGGAGGAGGAGGAAGAGGGCGGGAAGAUGGUCACGCUGGUGCUCGAUAACGGCGCCUACAACGCCAAGAUCGGGUACAGCCACGACCGCGUCAGUGUUAUUCCCAACUGUCAGUUCAGAUCAAAGACAGCUCGCUUGAAAACAUUCACAGCUAACCAACUAGAUGAAAUUAAAGAUCCAUCUGGACUUUUUUAUAUUCUUCCUUUUCAAAAGGGAUAUUUGGUAAACUGGGAUGUUCAGAGGCAGGUCUGGGACAAUCUUUUUGGAAAAGAAAUGUAUCAGGUAGACUUUGUUGAUACCAACAUCAUAAUCACAGAACCUUAUUUCAACUUCAGUUCAAUUCAAGAAUCUAUGAAUGAAAUACUAUUUGAGGAAUACCAAUUUCAAGCAGUUCUCAGAGUAAAUUCUGGGGCUCUUAGUGCCCAUAGAUACUUCCGAGAUAAUCCAUCAGAACUAUGUUGCAUCAUUGUGGAUAGUGGGUAUUCUUUUACUCACAUUGUGCCUUACUGCAGAAGUAAAAAAAAGAAAGAAGCAAUUAUAAGGAUAAAUGUUGGAGGAAAACUAUUGACGAACCACCUGAAGGAGACAAUCUCAUACAGGCAACUGCAUGUAAUGGAUGAGACCCAUGUGAUUAAUCAAGUGAAGGAAGAUGUAUGCUAUGUCUCACAAGACUUUUUCAAGGAUAUGGAAAUUGCCAAAUUGAAAGGAGAAGAAAAUACUGUAAUGAUGGACUAUGUUUUACCAGACUUCAGCACAAUCAAAAAAGGCUAUUGUAAGCCAAGGGAAGAAAUGGUAUUAAGUGGAAAAUAUAAAGCUGGUGAACAAAUACUUCGUCUUACAAAUGAGCGAUUUGCUGUUCCAGAGAUACUGUUUCAUCCUUCAGAUAUUGGUAUUCAAGAAAUGGGAAUUCCUGAAGCCAUAGUAUUUUCAAUCCAGAACUUGCCAGAAGAAAUGCAACCUCAUUUCUUCAAAAAUAUUGUCUUGACUGGAGGAAACACACUAUUGCCUGGCUUCAGGGAUCGUGUUUACUCUGAGGUCCGGUGCCUUACUCCAACAGACUAUGAUGUUUCUGUUAUUCUGCCAGAGAACCCUAUUACUUAUUCCUGGGAAGGUGGAAAGUUGAUUUCUGAAAAUGAUGAUUUUGAAGAUAUGGUUGUAACAAGAGAAGACUAUGAAGAAAAUGGACAUUGUAUAUGUGAAGAAAAAUUUGAUAUUUAAUUGGACCAGUUAUGCAUUAACACCAUACUAUGUAUGUUCAUUCAACUAGCAAGUUUUCCUAAGCUAAAAUGGGUUCUACAACUCAUAGUCCCAAAACCAUUUUAUGAGCAGAACAUUUUGUUUUGUAAUAUCAUACUCAUUUUUUAACUCAUUAAUUUAUUCAUUUUCAUAGAACUAGUUAUUACUAUCUAGGGAAAAUGUGAAAACUAUGCUGUGAAUAGACUUUUUAAAUCUUGUAUAACAUGAACAAUAUAGUUUCCUUGUACAACUAUAGGCACAAAUGUGCCUCACUUCCCCUCUUCACUUUCGAUUAGUAAACCCCACUUAGCCACUGUUGUUUCCUACUACCAUGUGACAGGCAACUUGAUCACGCUUAUUUUCUUUCUGAGAGUUUGUUCAGCCCCUAGCUCUGUCAUUGGGGCUAGACAGGCACAGACAAGCUUAGGCCCUCCAGGUGUUUUUGGACUACUGACUGUUAGGAAUUGUGGGAGUUGAAGGCAAUAGAUGACUAAGUAGAGGUGCCAAUCAUGCUGCCUUGCUCUGGGGAGGCUGAUGAAGUUUACCAGUUGGCUGCUGCCCUUGUUGUCUUUUGCUAUGUCUUUUGCUAUACUCUGUAUUUUUCAGGUAGAGAAUAUUUUGCUUAAGCUUCUGAUUGGAGCAACUUAAGAACGACACAAAAUACCUCCACUGAAAUAAUUUCAGUGACUUUCUUUUUUUAAUAAAGCAAUUAAAAAUGUAAAUGUAAACAA
Molecule: messenger RNA, 2103 nt
Organism: Anolis sagrei ordinatus
Lineage: Eukaryota; Metazoa; Chordata; Lepidosauria; Squamata; Anolidae
Gene: ACTR6
Product: actin related protein 6
Cellular component (GO): Swr1 complex
Molecular function (GO): nucleosome binding
Source: RefSeq, a predicted model, not a curated record